Molecule: messenger RNA, 438 nt
Organism: Labrus bergylta (ballan wrasse)
Lineage: Eukaryota; Metazoa; Chordata; Actinopteri; Labriformes; Labridae
Source: RefSeq, a predicted model, not a curated record
AUGAGGAUCCAGUUUGCUUUGUUGCUGCUGCUUUCUGUGCUCUGCAUCGCCGCUGCUGAGAAUGAUCACGACAAGUUUAUCAGACAGCACGUCAUUGACAAGAUGGAAGAGGGCGAUUGUACUACUGAAAUAAACAGAAGAAACAUCAAAAACAAGGCGGGCAAAUGUAAAGAGAUCAAUACCUUCAUCCUCUCUAACAAGAGCGCAAUCAUGGCCGUCUGUAUGAAAGGAGAGCCGUAUGAAGUUAUAGUUAACAAAAUUUUGACAUCAAUGACCAAAAGCACGACCAAGUUCUCAAUUAUCAAAUGCAAACUGAAAAACCAGAAAGCCAGCCCUCCUAAGUGUCAGUACGUGGGUACACGUGGCCAGAGAUCUAUUAUAAUCAAAUGUGACAAAGAAGGCCAUCCUGUGCACUAUCAAGGGGACAGCGGGUUGUGA